Messenger RNA from Parascedosporium putredinis, 693 nucleotides. The record is from the annotation of a GenBank genome assembly. NCBI's taxonomy places the organism in Eukaryota, Fungi, Ascomycota, Sordariomycetes, Microascales, Microascaceae.
AUGGGUAGCCCACGUCCACGCGAAUUACGACCUCCUCGACACCCUCGACCCGCCGCAGCGCAACCCCGCCUCGGCGCGCGACGCCUUUGCGACGAGGACCUCGAGGACUACGCGGAGGAGCGGAACACGCCUGCGCGGGCGGCCACGUCGAGGAUCUCGGCGUACUUGGCCGUGGGGGCUAUCAGUGCGCGGACGUGCGUGUCGACGGCGCAGGACCGGAAUACGACGCGGAAGCUUGAUCAGGGGCCGCUGAUUGAAUUCUCCAACGUCGAAUGGGUCUACAACAAGGACCACUUCGCCGCCUGGUGCGAGGGUCGCACCGGCUACCCCAUCGUGGACGCGGCCAUGCGCCAGCUCCACCACAUGGGCUGGAUGCACAACCGGUGCCGCAUGAUCGUCGCCUGCUUCCUGGCCAAGGACCUACUCCUGGACUGGCGCAUGGGCGAGCGCUACUUCAUGGAGCACCUCAUCGACGGCGACUUCGCCAGCAACAACGGCGGGUGGGGGUUCAGCGCCAGCGUCGGCGCCGACCCCCAGCCUUACUUCCGCAUCUUUAACCCCCUGCUGCAGAGCGAAAAAUUUGACCCGGACGGCGCGUAUAUCCGCGAGUGGGUUCCCGAGCUGGCGGACGUGCCGGCCGGCGAUCCCGCCGUCCACGAUCCUCACGACGGACCCACGAGAGCCACGUUCUGA